Cuscuta campestris is the source of this 2289-nucleotide messenger RNA. The record is from the annotation of a GenBank genome assembly. Lineage: Eukaryota; Viridiplantae; Streptophyta; Magnoliopsida; Solanales; Convolvulaceae.
CCUAAUCUAUUCUCUUUUAGCUCUCUCUCUCUAAUUAUUGUAACAGCCUCGAGACCCUCUUCUCAAUCCGAGAGGUCUCCUCGCCUGCAACAUUGGUAUCAAAGCUCUGAUCUUGGAUCGGAGGCCUGGCGUUGAUGGCAACACUGGAUGAAGCGCUCAAAGCUUUGAUCGAUCAGGAGAAGCUGUUCUCGCGCCAGAUGGAGGAUCAAAAUAGGCGGAUUGAUGAUCAACAACAGAUGUUCAGUCAGAUGAUGGAGCAAAUUAAAUCGAUCACAAGUAGAGUGUCAUUGCACCCAGAAAGCGAUCUGGAUCACAUGAGAAGGAGGGACACUUCAACUCACAGAUAGCUCCACUUUAAUCCCAAGGUAGAAUUUCCCUAAUUUGACGGAUCUAACGUGAGAACUUAGAUUAAGAAAUGUGUGAAAUACUUUAUGUUGUGCCAAAUUCCGGAUGAGAAGAAGGUAGAUCUAGCCUCCCUAUAUAUGAUUGGAAAAGCUGAAGUAUGGUAUCAUAGUUAUACAAUAGGGAGGGCCAAUAUUGCUUGGGAAGACUUUGUGGUAGAUGUUAGCACCAGGUUCAAAGAUGAAUUGGGGUCGAAAAUAGUGGAGGAAUUCAAUAAGUUACAGCAGAUGGGAAAUCUAGAGGAUUAUAUAGACAGAUUUGAGGAGUUGAGGGCUUGUUUAUUGCAAAAAAAUCCUCUGCUGCUAGGUGAUCAUUUUUUGGACAGCUUUAUAGGGGGACUCAAACCUCACCUUAAGGCAUUUGCAAGAGCUCUCAAACCUAGGACGUUGGACGAAGCUAUUGAUUAUGGUAGGUGUCAGGAGGAGACGGUGUCUGCCAUUAAAGGACAAGAAAAGGGCAUCAAAUCUAAGUUUACUAAGAAGGGCAUUCUACCAACACCUGUAGCCAAACCGGUGAGUUCUGUUCCUAUAGCAACCCAACCUAAGUUCAUUCUCGCUGCAAUCAGGGCUGAAAAGAUAGCCAAAGGACUCUGUUAUUAUUGUGACAAGCCCUUUGAAAAGGGGCAUAAAUGUUCUGGCAGGGGAACACAACUGUUUCUUGUAGAGGUGCCUGUAGAUUUAGAGAUAGAGGAGUUGGAUUCUCAAGACUCAGCAUACCAAGUGGAAAGCGACAACCCCUUGAUCUCAGUAAAUGCCAUCAGUGGCAAUCAAGGGUUCCAAACCAUGAGGGUGACAGGGUAUUAUGGACUGAAGCCUUUGCAUAUCCUCAUAGACUCGGGCAGUACUCACAACUUCUUGGACAUCUCCUUAGCCAAGAAGUUGGGAUGUACGAUUGAUUCCAUUGCAGCCAAAUCAGUGAUAGUUGCAGAUGGGAACCAACUUCAGUGCAAGUUUAUGUGCCUUGGGUUUGAAUGGAGACUUCAGAGAACCACCUACCAGUCUGACAUGUUGUUGAUUCCACUAGGGGGAUGUGAGAUGGUGUUGGGCGUGCAGUGGCUAAGUAUGUUGGGUCCAGUGAAGUGGGAUUUUAGUAAAUUAGAGAUGGAUUUUUCUUAUAAAGGACACAGACAGGUUCUAAGGGGCAUGAAACAUCAGGUAGCUGAAGCCAGACCUAACAACUUAACCAAGAUUCUAAACAAUUCUAGUCAGUUAUGCUUGUUGCACAUCUACACUUCAUGUGAGGAUAAUACUAGUAAACAACAAGAGAACACUUCAGAGGGAACUCCUAUUCUCAUGCAAGAGCUAUUGGAAGAGUACGAGGACCUGUUCCAAGAACCCCGAGGACUACCACCUUACAGAGGAGUUUUCGACCACACUAUCCCACUACAACCUAAUGCCAGCCCAAAAUCCUAUGCUUGGCACUCUCUACCAUUGAUUCUUCAUUGCUCGAAGACAUUAAAGGAAGUUGGCAGAAUGACUCCACACUUCAAGGAUUUAUACAAAACUUACAGCAAAACCUACCAGUACACCAUUAUACUUGGAAAAAUGACCAGCUGAGGAGGAAAGGCAAAUAGGUCAUAGGGGCUAGUGAUACACUCAAAGCUAAGUUACUUCAAUGGGGACAUUCCUCACCGGUAGUAGGACACUCCGAGGAGGAAGCUACAUGGGAAUGGUCUGAAUCCUUCAUGCAACGCUUUCCCGAUUUCCAGCUUUGAGGACAAAGCUAAAGCUAAGGAGGGAGGAAUGUUACGGGUGUUAGCCCAUGGGCCACUCCACGGCCCAUUUGCACUAGUUAUUGUUUUCUUAUUUCUUGUUUAUGUAUAAUCACUCAAUAUGAGACCUGAUAUAUGUUGAUGGAGGAUUUGGAGAUUAAAUAGAAAAGUUAUUA